Epinephelus moara (kelp grouper) is the source of this 1716-nucleotide messenger RNA. RefSeq names its product TSEN2 tRNA splicing endonuclease subunit (gene tsen2). Gene Ontology annotation, molecular function: nucleic acid binding; tRNA-intron lyase activity. Bases 430 to 1500 code for a protein of 356 amino acids. Gene Ontology annotation, cellular component: tRNA-intron endonuclease complex. Lineage: Eukaryota; Metazoa; Chordata; Actinopteri; Perciformes; Serranidae. Gene Ontology annotation, biological process: tRNA splicing, via endonucleolytic cleavage and ligation; tRNA-type intron splice site recognition and cleavage. The transcript has 9 exons. The record is from RefSeq and is a predicted model, not a curated record.
CGUGUGCGUGUGCGUGUGCGUGUGUGUGUGUCCUGUUUUUUUUAUUUUUUUGUAUUUUGUCUUUAAUAAAACCGAUUAAAAAGAAAACGGAAGUACACUUGGUGAGCAGCCUGGGGGAGGAACAGACGGAGGAGGACGACAGUUCUAGCCGGACACAGAUUCGAUGACACUGCAGCGUCCGGCAGCAAAACAAACCCGACCAGACUGGACACUUUGUGAAUGAAUGAGCCCCGAACCUGUCUGUUAUCACGCAGGCUAACAAGCUAAUAAGCUAACAAGCUAACAGAGUCAUUAGAACACAAGGUAACACGCUAACCGGCUAAUAGGCUAGCAGGCUAACAGUUAGCAGCGUCCUUCGCUGCGUCUCAGCAGCAGAAAACACAGUCCGGAUCCAGCAGAGGACUGCACCUCUGAUCCGGACCAGGCAGCAUGCAGGCGGAGUUUCGGGCUCCGCGGAGACGCACGCGGGUGCAGGAGGAGUACGAGGCUCCGCUACCGAUGAGCCGCAGCCUGGAGGAGGCGAGCCACUUCCGGGCGGAGCUCAUCAACCAACACGUGCUGGUCUGUCACCCGGACCACAUCCAGAAGAUCCACAACCAGACCGUCAGUCUGUCUCCUCCGUCAGCAAGAUGGGUGAAGGUGGGCGGAGUUUUUGCUGCUCACAGACUUCCUGUUUCUGUUCUCAGGUUGAACCCACGAGACCUGAACCUGGACCACAGUACAGAUCCCAGCUCAGACCAGGACCUUGAUACUGAUCCUGACUCUGGCCCUGACUCUGACUCUGAUCUUGGUCCUGGUCCUGACUCUGAUCCUGGUCCUGACUCUGACUCUGAUCCUGGUCCUGGUCCUGGUCCUGGUCAUGGUCCUGGCUCUGAUCCUGGUCCUUUGGUUCCAGGUCCUGGUUUUGUCCUGGUGGUCUCUGACAGUGAGGUGUGCGGGGAGGUCCGACAGGUGCGGCAGUCUCCUGUCUCCGUCUCAGAGUACCUGCAGCUCAGUCUGGAGGAGGCCUUCUUCCUGGUCUACAGUUUGGGCUGUCUGUCUGUCUACCUGCACCAGGAGCCGCUGUCAGUCCUCCAGCUGUGGAGGAAGUUCCGUUCCCUGCGGCCCGACUUUGUCAGCUCGUUCUCAGCCUAUCAGCACUGUCGAAGCAGGGGGUGGAUCCCAAAAGGAGGGGGUGGGGCCAAGUAUGGCGUCGACUUCAUGUUGUACAGGAAGGGACCGCCUUUCUACCACGCCAGUUAUUCAGUGGUAGUUGAACGGGUUGAUGAUGCGUUCAGAGGCUCUGCGUUGCGUCCGUUUUCGUGGCGUUCUCUAGCGGCUCUCAGCAGGAUCACCUCCAACGUCUCCAAGGAGCUGAUGUUGUGUUACAUCAUCUAUCCAGCCGACCAAUCAGAAGCCGAGCUAGACUCACCUGUCUGUCUGAGCAGGCUGAAGGUUCAGGAAGUGAUCGUUAGCAGGUGGGUUUCCUCCAGAGAGCGAGCUGAGCAGGAAGACUUCUGAUUGGCUGACAGGAGACUGGAAACUGGAAACUGAUGAUGUCACAGAGUGAUAUCACAGAGUGAUGUCACAGAGACUCAACCAUUGUCAAUUGAAGAGUCAGAAACAUUCAACCUUUAUUUAAAUGUGAAUCAUUGACAGUGAUGAACGACUAGUUCUGAUGACAUCACACACUUCCUGCAAAACGUGACAUCACAGACUUCCUGCAGGACAACAAGA